AGAGGGUGGUGCUGUCAAGUAAUUUUUCCAAUAUGGCGCGUUCAAUACGUUUCUGUGCUUAGAGGGGGACUUAAAUGUGAAGAAAAAUCGGCCAAAAGGUGUGUCCGCGUGUGAAAAUGCAGCCUAAGCUUGCUUUAGCCGGCCGCGCGGAUCUCCCGAGUGCAUUGUUGCGGUAAUAGAACGCCCGUGUGCACAGCAAAAGAGGGCCACUCUGUCCCGAAGGCCGCACCAGGAAAUUUUCACCACACCACACAUUUUUCAUUUUUACCCCAAGAAGGAGGCCCCUGCCGGAGGCCCUCCACACGCACGCAUCGCCUCGAGAUACUGCGCUAUCAGUUUAGUUGGCUCGCAUCGGCACUGCUGGCGUUGCGGGGCGCUCGCGAGGGUGUGAUUUUCGCGAGUGACGAGCAGCUUCCCGUCUGCGGAGCUCCGUGGCGACUUUUCCGUGGCUCCGCUGAGCCCGGACGCACGUGCUUGACGCGCGCCGGGGGCUGUCGGGGGUCAGCCCGUGCCCGGGCGCCGAGGUGGGUGCCCAGAGGCUGCGCCGGAGAGUGCGAGAGCGAGAGGGAAUGCCAGUGCCAGGCCGAUAGUAGCGUAGUGAUAAUUUGUGAAUGGAACUUAUAUUGAUUUGUGUAUUGUAAACUUUUCGCAUCCAUUUGUCGUGCUGAACAGAGUGGGAGUCGCACUCGAUCGCGCUGAAUUUGAGGCCGGAGACGAGAGCCGGGCGAAUUGUCUUUGAGUUGUGGCGACAGUGAGAUCAGAAGAUGUGGAAUAUGAUGUGCGACGUGAUGCCGACGAUUUCGGAGGACAACAUCUCCCAGAGGUCCUCCCAGUUCAGCGGCGAGGAUGCCAACUUCGAGCAGCUGAUGGUGUCCAUGCUGGACGAGCGGGACAAGCUGAUGGACAGCCUGCGGGAGGCGCAGGACCGACUCAACGAGUCGGAGGUGAAGUUGUCCGAGACGGAGAAGGAGCGCGACAGCCUCCAGAGGCAAAUUAAUGCCAAUCUGCCACAGGAAUUUGCCACUCUCACGAAAGAAUUGACCCAAGCGAGGGAGACUUUGCUGGAGAGAGAUGAAGAGAUUGCAGAAUUGAAAGCCGAAAGGAAUAAUACUCGGCUCCUGCUGGAACAUUUGGAGUGCUUGGUGUCGCGCCAUGAGCGAUCGCUGAGGAUGACGGUGGUGAAGCGACAGGCUGCAGCUCAGAGUGGGGUUUCGAGUGAGGUGGAGGUGCUGAAAGCUUUAAAGAGUCUCUUUGAGCAUCACAAAGCUCUGGAUGAGAAGGUGAGGGAGCGACUGAGAAUAGCAUUGGAGAAAAAUACAGCCCUCGAGGAGGAAUUAAAUACGGCUAAAGAAGAGAUUCAACAGUAUAAAUCUGGAGUAAUUCAUGUGGGUGACGGUGGAAAGGAGAACGGCGAUGGCGAUAAAUCAGGCGUUGGACAGUCGGUUAACGGCGAUGGCAGUGGUGGUGAUGUCUUAAGUACAGUUGAUUAUGUCACCAAGACGCACGAGCUGCAGACAAUUAUUGAAAAACAGACAGCCGAAUUAUCACAAUGGCAGCGACGUGUGUCGGAUUUGAAUAAUAAAAUUAGCGAGAUGGAGGAGAGCCUGUCGAAGGUGCAGAAGGAGUAUGCUAAAGCACAAGAUCAAUGUGCUAAAUUGCAACGUGACUUGAGGGAGAAUGUGGCUCAGAAGGAGGACCAGGAGGAGAGAAUUGCAACACUGGAGAAGCGAUAUUUGAAUGCUCAAAGGGAAUCGACAUCACUGCAUGACUUAAAUGAGAAAUUGGAGCAAGAAUUGCGACACAAAGAGGCACAAUUAAAGUUGCACGAAGAGAAAAUAUCGGCGAUUCAGGAAAAGCUGGAGCUCUCGGAGCAAAAGUUGCAACAAAUGGCCAAAUUGCCAGAAAUGGAGGAGCAAUUGAAGGCACGUAUGGAGGCGCUGACGCAGGUAGGAACUCAGGCACAAGAGCGACAUGGAUCGGCUGAGGAUCGCAUUCAGCGACUGGAGACGAAUUUGGAGGAGAAGAAUGCGGAGGUGAUGCGCCUGAAUCAGCGGCUGAAGAUGAAUGAGGAGCACAAUCAGCGCCUGUCGUCGACAGUGGACAAGCUGCUGUCGGAGUCGAAUGAUCGGCUGCAGGUGCACUUGAAGGAGCGAAUGCAUGCGCUGGACGAGAAGAACACGCUGACGCAAGAGCUGGAGAAGGCGCGGAAGCUGGCGGAGGAGCUGCACCAGGAGAAGCAGGACAUUGUGAAGGAGCUGUCCAAGACGCGCCUGGAGAUUGAGAACUUCAAGCGGCAGCUGCUGCAGCAGGAGAUCGCCUUCAACAUCCAGCAGACGGAGGCGCUGACGCGCAGCCUGUCGCCGAGCAAUGUGGCGGACGCGACGGCGUUCUCCAGGAGUGCCUCGCACACGUCCUUCGACACGCACUCGCUGCGGCGGCAGAAGGUGCGCCUGGACGAUGGGGAUCCCUUCGCGCGCUCCCUGGCCGAGCAGGAGUGGGGCAAGCUGCAGCAGGCGCACGUCCUGUCCAAUGUGCAGCCGCCGUUCGAUGUGACGGGCGGCGUGGAGGCCGACGACGCCGAGAGUCUCUUCAGCACGGCCGAUAUUAUGUCACCCACUGGCCACACAGAUGCUCAAACACUCGCUAUGAUGCUUCAAGAGCAAUUGGAUGCCAUCAAUAAUGAAAUAAGACUCAUCCAGGAGGAGAAACAGUCCACGGAGGCGCGAGCGGAGGAGCUCGAGUCUCGCGUCGGGAGCUUAGAACACAUGAAUUUAUUAGCGCGCGGCCGAUCGAUGGAUCGCCAAAGUCCUCCGCUGAGUGGCCGAAGUACACCAAAUAGUCCCAAUAGAGAUUACCUUCACAAAUAUCAUACGGCUCCCGCCUCAAUGUCACCGGCACAUCUUCAUCAGUAUGCGGCAUCUUCGAUAAGUCCUGGCCAGCUUUCAGAAUCGCUCCCAUCCAGCCAGCUUAAUCUGCCCGCCUUGUCGUCAGAUGUGUCACGAGAUGAGCUGCACGGAAUGAGUCUCGGCGGUGAUUCCAGUUCGGGCGGCGCUGCGUCUCCGCUGACGGCGAGAUCGCUGCGUCUGGAGCGCGUGGCUCAGGCUCUGGCGCACAGUCAGGAGGAGUUGCGAAGACGCUCAAUGGGAUUGUCUGUUGGCGGUUUUCCUGGGCAGAAUAACAUAAGAGUUGGAUCGUCGAAUUUCGGCCCAUCGCCGCUGAGCUCGCGCCACGGAAGCCAGGAAUCGCUGCGACACUACAGCACGAUGGGCUCCAUGAGCAUGCUGCAGACGCCGACGUCCAGCUCGCGAGACGCUGUGGCGGCGGCACAGAAGAAGAAGGGCAUCAAGUCGAGCCUUGGGCGGUUCUUCAGCAAGAAGGAGAAGGUGAAAGGCGUGAAGGAUGCAAUGCCCGACGGAUCGACGAGCAUGAUGUCAAUGAGCGGAUUAUCCGUUGCCAUGAGUGACAUUGACUCGAACUACGACGUAAUGAGCAUAUCAGGAGGAAAAAUACCCGGAAAGUCAUCAACUGUGGAUUACGGAAGGCAGAAAAAGAAAGAGCACGACUAUCGUCACGAUCUCCUGGGUGAGGCGAUGAAGGCUGGCACGCCGUUCGCACUGUGGAACGGCCCCACUAUCGUGGCCUGGCUGGAGUUGUGGGUUGGAAUGCCAGCGUGGUAUGUGGCCGCAUGUCGGGCGAAUGUGAAAUCGGGCGCCAUCAUGAGUGCUCUCAGUGACACGGAAAUUCAGCGGGAAAUAGGCAUCAGCAAUCCGCUGCACAGGCUCAAACUGCGACUUGCCAUUCAAGAGAUGGUCUCAUUGACAUCGCCAUCAGCACCGCAAACGACGCGCACAACAUUGGCCUUUGGUGAUAUGAAUCAUGAGUGGAUUGGAAACUAUUGGUUGCCUAGUCUGGGUUUGCCGCAGUAUCGCACGACAUUUAUGGAGUGUCUCGUGGAUGCGCGAAUGCUGGAUCACUUGACAAAGAAGGAUUUGCGUGGACAGCUGAAGAUGGUGGAUAGUUUUCACAGAACGAGUCUCCAAUACGGGAUUUCGUGCCUCAAGAGGCUCAACUAUGAUCGCAAUGCGCUGGAAGAUAGGCGGAAAUCGUCGGAGAAUUCCAUGGCGGACGUUCUCGUGUGGAGCAAUGACAAGAUUAUUCGGUGGGUGUCGUCGAUUGGAUUGAAGGAAUAUGGCAAUAAUUUGUUAGAAUCUGGUGUUCAUGGCGCUCUUAUUGCCCUCGAUGAGAGCUUCGAUGCCAAUGCAAUGGGCUUAGCUUUGCAAAUUCCAACACAAAAUACCCAAGCUCGUCAAACGUUAGAAAUGGAGUUCAAUAAUUUAUUGCAAAUGUCGACGGAGAGAAGGCCCGAGACUGAACAACUCAAUAAAUCCUGAUCCAACGUCAGUCUUUCUAGUCUUAGUGAUGAAUGAAAAGGAGUAUUUAAUUUAUGAAAAAAUGGGGUUUUGCCUACAAAUCUCUGUUCGUUGUAUAAUUUUUUCUACCAAUUCAGAGUCAAACAUUUUGAUCCUCUUUUUGUUUAUAGUAAACUACUGUAAAAGUAUAUAUUUAAAGUGAAGAAUAAAAAAAAAUGUAGGAAUAAGAGAAAAACAGAAUAUUUGAAAGAAAAGAAAAAACACACUUUGAAGGCGAAGAAGAAGAAAACCAAAAUGGGGAAAAGUGGGGGAAAUAUUUAUAGAUAUUUUCCGGAGAAAAGAAGAUUAAUAAUAAAUUUAAAGAGGAAAAUUGAGAGUCUUUUCGCAUAAAAUGAUAAAAAAAAUUAACAAGGAAAACUAAAAAAAAAUAAUUUAUAAAAAAUAUACACUGUGGGUCAUUCAGAUGAAUAUAAAAGGCUUUUUCAUGUUACAGAAAAUAAUAAUGGUCGAGUUCUUUUCUUUGGUAAAUUUGUUAAACAAGAUAAUAAGAAGUCUGAUUAAUCAUACGUUACAUUUUUUCAUAUAAAUGAUUGUGGAGAGAAAGCAAGAGAAUUUCCUGACAUUUUUGUAAUUCUACACAAAUGAGAUGAAAUAUGAAGAAAAAAAAAUAAUAAUUGUAAAAUAUUCUUUGUGAAAAAGCUUUCUAUUGAGACUGUGCUGACUUCCACUAAUUACAGGUUAAUAAACAUAACUUUUAAUUAUUGAGAAAGGAGAAUAAGUAAUGGGAUGCAUUCGUAAAUUUACAAAGAAAGAAAAAAAAGAGGGAAAAAUAUCUCAUUUGAUGAGCUGAAAAGCUGAUAUUUUUACUUUUCUUGGCGGGGGGAGGAAAGAAGAUGGAUGAAAAAUGAGGAAAAAGUGAGCAGAAGAAGGAAAAUUGUUGAAAGAACAAGAGAGGAGAUAUUGUAAUUUUUACCUAAAUAGUUAGAUUUUGAAUAGAUUUUGUUAUUGAUGAAUUGAAUUAAGGGAAGGAAGAACUCAACUUUGACUUGAAUAAUAAAUAAUUGUGUAUAUCUUAAGAUAAAGUGAAUUUGUUAAGUCAUCAAGAAUAUAAAGUCAACACGUAAUUUUUGGUGCUGACCGUGGAAGUUUGUUAGUUUGCAUAAAACCAAAAAAAAAGAAGAAGAGGAGAAAAGAUAGAUGAGAAACAAGAUAAUAGUUUAAAUAUAAAUGGGAUACUUAAGCUUUCAUGCGGCACUUAAGAGAUGAGUGAAGAAGAUGAAGAUGAGUUGAUGUGUAAAAGUAGAGGAAGGAAAACCAUUAGAAAUUUCCAUUUUACAUUGCGUAAUGUAUUAAGGAAGCAAACCGUAUUAAAAUUUCAAAGUGUAACAUAAUAUUUAACAUAAGUAUACCAAGAAAGAGUGGCAGAAGAAGUGCUGCAAAGUGCGUAUAUUGUAGAGAUGAAGGAAGGGAACUAAGUUUUAUAGUUUACUUUCGAAAAGUCUAACCUUCUUAAGAGAGAGAGAGAGAGAGAGAGAGAAAGAAAAAAUACCUUCCGUGUUUGAAGUCCCAAAUUGUAACAAAAUGUAUGAUAUAAGAGAGACUUUUGAUGUUCAUUAACUCACCAAACGCGACAUUUCAUCAGACAUUUUGAGCCUAAAGUAUAUAAACUCUUACUUAAUACUUAUUUUAUGGAGUACAGCACGAAGAUAAUUGUGAUUUUUACCGUAUUCUCAGCCGGGCCACAAGUGAAUAACUUAAGAUUAGAAGAAAAAAAAAGAAAAGAAGUGAAGAGUCUUCCUCGGAAAUGUUCCACUCGAUUGAUUUCCUUCUCAAUAUUUCAGCAUUAUUAUUGUCAUUCCGCUUGCCAUGAUAUGAAAUUGAGGCAAUUAUUUUCGUGCUGUUUUCCUUUAAAUCUCAGGAAAUGCAUUUACCGUUUCACUGUCAGCCGCUUUACAAUUUAAUUUAAUAAUAAUCGCGUCAAAUCAGUGAAGUUCACAAGGCAUGAGAUUCGAGCAGUUUUGGCAAAGGAUGAGUUUUGAUAUUCCCAACUUCCUGUAGAAUUGUAAUUAUGGAUGAAAGACAAGAACUGAUGGCAGAUAUCACACUAUAAAUGUAGAAUUGUAUAAUUGUACAGUAGUGAGGAAUUGUGUACAGACUUAAUUGAUGAUUUCGGCGAUAAAUUCUAACCUUCCAAUUCCUUUUGUGUUUUCCCUGAGGAAUUUUCCGCUUGCAUCUUGAAAGACAGACACACAAUUUUUGGCUAAUUUAUUUCCCAUCUAAUCUCUCACACUAAUCCAUAUCAAGAGAUCGUUAUCACACUCGCGUGCAUGUGUAAUCAUUGUAGGGAUGCAUUUGAUUGACUUUUGUAGAGGAGGAAAAGGAAGAAACAGGAAAUUUCUCACAAAAGAUUUUCGGGGGUUUUUUUUUUUCUAUAGGAAAAAAGAAGAAAAGAAAGAAUUACUGGACAAAGUGACGGACAAAGCAAACGAUGAGAGAAAGAUAGUAGAUAUUUAGCUAGAUGAUUAACAUUUGUAAUCUUGGGAAGAGUGGGGGAAAAUGAAAGGCUUUUCCAGCGAGGAAUAUUCUGAAUUUUCCAAUGCGUCGCCCUGAAUCAUUUUAAUAUUUAACAAACAAUGUAUUAAAAAGAUAUAAAUAGGUUAUUUUCUACUUGUUAUCCUUUAUCAACACUGAAGUGUUGAUAGCAUUUGAAUAUAGAGUGGAAGUAAAUAAAUUUCUAAUGAAUUUGUGGAGAGGAAAAAGUAGCAAAACAAAAAGUCAACGUGAAAUGCAAGAGGAAAAGAAGAAUCACAAAAGAAUAACUGAAGUUUACAUGGAGUGAAGAGAAGUAAAACAAUUUGUAUUUAUAUCAGUGAGAAAACCUUAACUAAAGAGAAUUGUAUUUUAAUAUAAAGACGAGCGCAGGAGGGGGGAAAAGGGGCGGAAAGAAAAUUUGUGGGCAGAUUAAAAAAAAGGGCGGCAAGAAGAGUGAGAAAAGAAUUUCAAACAUUGGGUAUAAAUGUAAUAGGCUUUUUAAUGAUAUAAAAAAUAAUAAUUCUGAGUCAUAGUCAAGAGAGUUAUAGGAAUGAGAAAUUACCAUUUUUUUUUUUACUACUUAUUAUUUGUAUAAAGAAGAAAAAAUGCCAUAAACUUUUUUGUUUGGUUGUGUCAAACAAAAUAAUCCCGCAAAAGUGUAAUGUUGAAGAGAGCCAAAAAAAUAUUAAUGCAUUUGAGGAGAAAAAUCUCUCAAAACUCGUUCCGGUGCGUUGCAAAAGUGAAUAAAUUCCUAAAAAUCAUUAAUCAAUUUUAUUCGUGCGCAGAUAAAGAAAAAACAGACAUUUUGGAGUGUGGUAAAUUAUUAUGUCAAGGAGUAAAACUACAAGAAUGAAGAGUAAAUGAAAAACAAAAUUACUAUAAAUACUUAUUGCUAAUAAACAUGUAAAAGUAAGCACGUAAAGAUUAUACAGAGAAACUGCGAGCUUCUGUGUGAGCUCACAAAAAGGACCAUUUAAUAUUUGCUGGAUGAAUAGCAGAGGUUUUCCACAACAAAAUAAAAAGAAAGAGAGAGAUAGAGAGAGAAAAGAAUCACAAAACCAUUUGAGAAUUAUAGCAAAAGGAACAAAAAAACAUUCAAUGAGGAAAUCCAAGUGAAAGAGAGGAAAAAAAUAGUAAACUUUUUAGGGUGAAAAAGAAAAAAAAAGAA
Phlebotomus argentipes is the source of this 8070-nucleotide messenger RNA. It is a transcript of the gene Liprin-alpha, whose product is annotated as liprin-alpha-1. Gene Ontology annotation, cellular component: presynaptic active zone. The record is from RefSeq and is a predicted model, not a curated record. NCBI's taxonomy places the organism in Eukaryota, Metazoa, Arthropoda, Insecta, Diptera, Psychodidae. The transcript is spliced from 18 exons. Gene Ontology annotation, molecular function: protein binding. Bases 765 to 4391 code for a protein of 1208 amino acids. Gene Ontology annotation, biological process: synapse organization.